AUGUAUGUAAGGUUGUACAUUAAACAUCAAAUUUUGUCACCGUUACCAUUUAAUAAAAAACCAAUUUUAAUUAAUUAUAACUCACUUGAACAACAAUUGUUAUCAUUUUGUAAAAAUAAGACACAACAUCAUAAGUUAAAUAUUGAUCAACAACUAAAUACUUGUACACCUCAACAACAUCAUCUUAAACGUUACUCAAACUCAGAUAACGAUGACGAUCAUCAGGUUAUAAAAAAUACAAAAAAACAACGUUUAUUAUACGCACAAGCAGGAAUGGAUACCAUACAUAAUUCAAUCGAUACAAAUGCUCAGUCUCCAACGCCGACAGCAACACCAAGUCGAUUAUGCAGCGUUUGUGGAGAUAUGAGUACAGGAAUUCAUUUUGGUGGGAAUUCAUGUGAAUCUUGCAAGGCCUUUUUUCGUCGUUCUGUUCAGUGUACACGUCAUGCCAAUUAUAAAUGUUCAUGUGAAGAAAAAUGUCCAGUGAAUAUAAUGACGCGAAAAGUGUGCCAGUAUUGUCGUUAUAUCAAAUGUGUUUCGAUUGGAAUGAAACCGAAAUGGGUAUUAAGUGAUGCGGAACGAGAAGAAAAAUAUGGUUCACGUCGUAAACGUUUUCGUGAAAAUCGUCAAAUUGAUGAAGAUCCAGAUAUUUAUAAAUACAUAUCAAAAGAAGAAAAACUUUUAAUUGAAGAUAUGGCACACGCAUUCUAUCAAGCAAGAGCGUAUUUAGAAUUUCCGAGUCAAUUGGAACCAGUCAGUAAUCCAGCUGCAUCAACCUCAGCCACAACGAAUAUCACAACACCUAAACCAAUGAAUCCAGCUGCUAAUUUCUUAACAAUUCCUAUACAACGAUUAGUAUUAUUUGCACGAAUGUUAAAAGAUUUUAAUUUAUUUUCCGAAGAUGAUAAAGUUAAAUUGCUUAAAGGAAGCGCUAUGGAAACAAUCGUCUGUUCAUCGAAUACACUAUUCGAUCCUAAGACUCAAACAUUUAAUAAUUAUUUAUCUCGUGAUCAACAUGCCGUAAUUGAUAAUUCAAAAUUAAAUUUUGAUGCAAUGCUAAUUAAACUUUGGGGCUUAGAGUUGUAUGAAAAAACCAAAACAUAUUUAAGUAGUAUGUGUAAUUUAUAUACAGAUGAAGUAUCAACAAUUUUGAUAGUACCAAUUAUUCUUUUUUCACCUGAUCGGGCAAAUUUAGUUGAUACUAAACUUGUGAAUCGAUUACAAAUUAAAUAUUCAUGUUUACUGCGAAAAUAUAUGAAUUGGAGAUACGGUGUGGAGCGAACUGAUCAAAUAUAUCCAAAAUUAUUAUUAAAAAUAAUUGAUGUACGAACAUUGGGAUUAGAACAUAGUGAAGUUAUACAGAAAUUUAUGGCAAUAAGUAAUGUUAAUCCAUUAGUACAAGAAAUUAAUAUCAGAGACACAUCAGGACUAACUGGAACAACGGUAGAACAAUCUUCGACUGCAGCAGAAAAUUCAAAUUCAGUACGAACCGGUAGUACUGUCUUGACCAAGAAAAAACGUCAUAGUACUUGCGAAACAACCGAUAAACAAGACGAAGAAAUCGAAGAAGACGAUGAUAUUAUAAAAUUAGAUAAAACAUUAAGUAUUAAUGAUGAAGAUGAAACUAAUAGUGAUUGUAAAAGUUCUAAAAGUGACGAGGAUUCAGAUGAUUUAGACGCUAUACAACAACGAAAACGUUCUCAAACGUUAACAGCCGAAGAUAGCGAUGAAACAGAUCCACGAAACAUAUGGAAAAAGAGACGAAAAUUAUCUUAUUCACGUGAUUUGUCGCAAACAACAUCUUUAGAGUAUGAUAUAUCCCUAUGUGGAAACGAUAGCGACAAUAGUCCAUCGAUAGCAGCCAAUGUUAUUUCACCGGGUAAUCCAGCGGAUGUAAAUAUUAAACAAGAACUAUCGCCAUUACAGCCACCUCAACAAGAUGGAAGUGGAGCAGCAACCGCCCAAGUACAGCAUCUUUCAAAAAAUCUAAUAAAAAUUAAUGAUCAUCAAGUACCAGUUUUAUCUCCAAAAGGAUCAACAGGAAUUUAUACGACCAAUCCCACGAACCAUAAUGAGUUGUGUUGUGAUGGAUGUUGUCGAAAUACAAAUAUACCACGCUUCUCAGUAACAGAUCAGACAGAUGCUUUAUCCACUUUGAUUAAUAAGCAAGAUUCAGGUAUGCGAUCGUCUCAAAAAUUCCGUCAUUUGCCGUUAAAGAAAACGUUUGUGAAUCAACAUAAUGGUGAUUAUUCGAUGAAAAUGAUUGAUGAUGAUAUUCCAACUAUGAGUAUUGCUUCACCCGUAACAAUCCCAUCAUAUUACAAUAAAGAUAUGACAACGGCUCAAAAAAUGUAUGCAGCACAGCAACACGUGAGUGAAAAUGUUCAGACUCGACAACAUCAUCAUUAUCAUCCGCCACCACCACCACCAUCACAACAACAACAUUAUCGUUAUCCAACGACACGCCUUUCAUCACCGAAUUCACAACAACAACAAAAUGAGCAACAUUUAUUAAUGUUAUCACUAGCAAACAAUAACCAGAGUACAACUGGUAGCCAUCAUCAAUCUCAAUCUAACACUUAUUAUAACCAGGCUUCUUCUCGAGAAGAAGAAGAACAGCAAUUAUUAAGUUCCCUUAAUGACCCGUAUAAACGUGAUUUUGUCUUGAAACUCUUACGAGAAAUGAAUCAGUCGUCACCGACACAUUAUCACCAACAACAACAUCAUCAUCAACAACAACAACAACAGAAUGAUCAGUUUCAAUCGCAGUUAAUUCAGACAACAGCACAACAUCGCUACUCUUCCUUGCCAACUGCUCCGAUCGAUAAUCAUAAUCCACAUUACAGACCAACAUCUCAACAAUUAGAACACACAACUGAAACCCAAUACUCUUAUGGUAUGCCCUCCCAAGAUCAGUAUUCACAAAUAUUAAAAUCAACAAAGCCAACUACACGAAAUAGUCGUAAUACAUCAGUCUAUGCUUCACAUGAUUAUGCACAAGCUCAUUUAACACAUUCACCAGUCGGCGAUCAGACUGAUAUUCAAUAUAUAUAUACAAAUUCAUCGUCAAAUUCUCCGAACAAAAUGGAUGGGUCAAAUUUAUAA
Messenger RNA from Didymodactylos carnosus, 3105 nucleotides. Lineage: Eukaryota; Metazoa; Rotifera; Eurotatoria; Philodinida; Philodinidae. The record is from the annotation of a GenBank genome assembly.